AUGUCGCAACCACUCUUCGGUCUCGUCCCGGCAGGCCUGCCUGUGAUCACCCAGCCGACUGAGACCCCUUCGCAAACAUCCUUUAUCUACGGCAUCCCAACCUCGCCAAAGUCUUUCAGCCACGUCGUCAUCUUCCUGCUGCCGGGCAUCGUCCUGCCUAGCGACACCGCGGCGGCAAUUUACCUCGUUACCCCGCCCGACCGCGCGCAGGGCCAGGAGGUGCCAAACUCAAAGUUCCUAGGCGGCAUUGGCCCUGGAAAAGAGUCGGCCAUCUUCAAGCUCAACGAGGCAUCCGCUUCUGGCGGCCAGAUCAUCCUGGGAAUCAGCAUCGAGGACGCCGGCUCAGUGGCGAGCCGCAUCACCGAGCUACAGGCUGCCAAGUCGUCUUCAGCUGCGUCCGGGUCGCUCGCCCUGGUCCCCGCCGGGGCUGCCGCAGGCCAGGGCCACCAGCAGCCCAGCACGCUGGUCCUCGCGCAGAGGAUCAUCAAGAACGCCUUCAACUUCCUGACCAGCUUCUCGGGCCAGGCCGGGCAGGUCGAGGUCGUGCCGAUGAAGGCGUUCGAGGACUGGUGGAGGAAGUUCGAGAGCAGGGUGCGGAGCGACCCGGGCUUCCUGGAGAGGGAUGACUGA
This is a messenger RNA of Diaporthe amygdali, 630 nucleotides long. RefSeq lists its product as uncharacterized. The transcript has a single exon. Gene Ontology annotation, molecular function: nuclear import signal receptor activity. Lineage: Eukaryota; Fungi; Ascomycota; Sordariomycetes; Diaporthales; Diaporthaceae. The record is from RefSeq and is a predicted model, not a curated record. Gene Ontology annotation, cellular component: nucleus; cytosol. Gene Ontology annotation, biological process: protein import into nucleus. Bases 1 to 630 code for a protein of 209 amino acids.